UUGGAUAAGUUCUUUGCUCCUAUAAUCAAAAAGUUGAAGAAGUGAAUGAGAUCCUACAUACAAUGAUGAAAAGUUAAAGGAAUUACAUAUCUUUUUUAAGUACCUAACCUAUGACAUCUUUGAGAACAACUUUAGCUUGUGAAGAACAAAAGGGUUGCAAAGAGUUGAAGAAACUUACAUAGCUUGAGUUGAAACUUGAAACCCUAAAGAAAGUAAUAACAUUCCAAUCACUUGUCAAAAGAGAAUGUACUUCCACCAUCAACAACAACAAGCAAGGAACAUGCAUGCUUUAAGGAUGCACAUGCAAGGAAGUGGAGAUUCAGGACUUGUCCUUUCAACUGAUGCUAAGCCAAGAUUAAAAUGGACAGCAGAUCUUCAUGAACGUUUCAUUGAAGCAGUCAAUCAACUUGGAGGAUCAGAUAGUAAGUCUAUAUUCAUACCAAAAUUAUUCACAGAUUAAUUUUGAUGCACCGACACAUUAUGGAUUUAGAUUCUGUGCAGUGUGACUGCAUGCUGUCAGUAAAUAUGGACCGUCUAAUAAGUUUAAACGGGUCAAACAGUUUACAUCCAUAAUUGUGUGAUCUUGAUCUUAAAAUUUGAUCUUAAAAUUUAGGUUGUAUGAUCUUGAUCAGACAGUCUACAUGUGUCUGAUCCUCUUGAGGUCCGAGGUUCGAUUCUCUCUGGCGCCAAUUUGGGUGGGCUAAUUUAGCUUCUUCAAAAAAAAAGUCUACAUGUGUCUAACUGCACUGCAGUUAAUAUAUAUAUUUUGAUUGCACACUGAACCCCAACCCCUAAAAUAUUCCUUACACAUAGUUAUAAUUGACUAAAUCAAAUAUUUUUAAUAAUUCAACGGUUAUAAUCCAUUCUCAAUGUAAAAAAUAUUUACGAUGUUAGUGCAUAUCAAUAAAAUUCAAAUGCUUAUAAUUUUGAAGAUAAUUUAAUUACCCUUGUUAUGCAGAAGCUACACCUAAAACAGUAUUGAAACUUAUGGGGAUUCCUGGACUUACAUUAUACCAUUUAAAAAGUCACCUACAGAAAUACAGGAUCAGUAAACAUGGGAAUGGACAUGCUAACAUUAGCAGCAGUAAAAUUGGAGCACCAACCACAGAAUUAGUAGAAAGCAGAAUGUCAGAAUCAAGUGGAAUUCAUAUGAAAGAUUUAAGCAUAGGUCUCCAAACAAACAAAAAUUCAGAAAUAAAUGAAGCAUUGAAUAUGCAAAUUGAAGUGCAAAGAAGACUACAUGAGCAGCUUGAGGUACAACGACACUUACAAUUAAGGAUAGAGGCUCAAGGAAAGUACCUUCAAUCAGUGCUUGAAAAAGCUAAGGAGACACUAGGAAAUCAAAAUUUAGGUACAAUGGGACUUGAUGCUGCAAAGGUUCAACUAUCUGAAUUAGCAUCAAGAGUAUCCACAGAAAACCUUGAUACUAAAUUUUCAGAACUAAAAGAAUUGAAUGUACUUUGGCCUCAACAAACACAUGAAGGUGAAGCCAUUGAUUAUUCAAUGUCAAGUUUCUUAACUAAUAGUGAUGAGUCUCAAAGAGAUCAAGAAAUACAUAACAAGGGCAUGAAUUUUAGACCCUGUAAUGGCACAUUUUGUGAAGAAGUGAAGGAGAAUACAAUGUUUCUUUCCUCAUCAAAUGAUAAAGUACUAGAUGGAUCAGGUGAAGUACCAAAACAAACUUCAAGCCUCUUAUCAAUGAAUAUAGGAGUUCAUGAAGAAGAAAACUUUUGGAGAAGAAAUAAUUCAAAGGAAGAUUUAAAGGGUGAAGAAUGGAAAAGAAGAAAAAGUAUUGAAACUAGUGGAGUUCAACUAAAAUUGAACAGUGACAAAAUUUCUCAAGAUUAUAGAUUGGCUAACUUUGAAGUUAAAUUGGACUUGAAUUCUCAUGAUGAUCAUGAUGCUUCUCAAUGCCAAAAAUUUGACUUGAAUGGUUUCAGCUGGAAUUGCUAGGACUUUUAGCUUGGAAUUGCAUCUGGUUUUUGGAACAUGCCAUUUAUAAAACAUUUGAAAAAUAACUUAGUUGAAUAGAAUAAAUUACCCUCCAAGCAAAAGAUUUCAUGUAGAAUUGCUUAUGUAGACUAAAUAGAGAAUGGAAAGAGUUUAUAAUAUAUACUAUGAUAUGUAUGAAAAAGAAAAUUCAUAGGUUCUUCCACUGAAGCUAAACAUCUUAUAAUUGAGUUUUGUAACUAAUUCAACACUAUAAAA
This is a messenger RNA of Trifolium pratense (red clover), 2208 nucleotides long. Its product is annotated as myb-related protein 2-like. The coding region runs from base 988 to 1953 and encodes 321 amino acids. The record is from RefSeq and is a predicted model, not a curated record. Lineage: Eukaryota; Viridiplantae; Streptophyta; Magnoliopsida; Fabales; Fabaceae. The transcript has 8 exons. Gene Ontology annotation, molecular function: DNA-binding transcription factor activity; DNA binding.